AUGGUGGCGGCGGCCGGCCGGAGAGAGGAAAAAUGGCGAAGAGGAAGAGAGGAUCAUGGGAAGAGGCCUUAUAGGUCCCGGCGAAGAAUCUCCUCCCCCAAUUCCCGUCGUUGGAGCCGGCGCCGAGGGAUGACGUCGACGGGCGGUACCGGAUCUCCAUUUCCCAAGCAACUGCCUUCCGCCUGGGGAAGCCCGGGGCUGUGUUUGUUUCUGUCUUCUCUAUUGGAAGCAUUCGGGCACCUCUGUGGGGUGCGGGAACCGAAAGCCGAGGAUGGCUGUGUUCUGCCUCCCUCGAGAGGGACAUCAGCCACGGAGGAAUCUCAACAGAGAAAAACGUUCGUGUCAGUCCUGCUCCUGAACCAAUUUGAGAAGAGCUCAACUAGCACUCUAGAGAGAAAACGCCGGAGUCGCCACCGGAGGGAAGUCGCCUCCUCCGCCGCCACCUACGCCGCCAGAGUGGCCCGCCCACCCGUUCGCCCAUCCCCUUGCCCGUUCACCGUGCAGUCUGCUUCUGCGAAAUGGUACGAUCGAAGGGACUAUGUCUUCAUUGAAUUUUGUGUUGAAGACAGUAAAGAUGUUAAUGUAAACUUUGAAAUCAGUUGCCUUGGAGGAAGUGACAAUUUUAAACAUUUAAAUGAAAUCCAUCUUUUUCACUGUAUUGAUCCAAACGAUUCCAAGCAUAAAAGAACAGACGGAUCAAUUUUAUGUUUACGAAAAGGAGAAUCUGUCCAGUCCUGGCCUAGGUUAACAAAACAAAGAGCAAAGCUUAAUUGGCUCAGUGUGGAUUUCAAUAAUUGGAAAGAUUGGGAAGAUUCAGGUGAAGACAUGUCUAAUUUUGAUCGUUUCUCUGAGAUGAUGAACAACAUGGGUGGUGAUGAGGAUGUAGAUUUACCAGAAGUGGAUGGAGCAGAUGAUGAUUCACAAGACAGUGAUGAUCAAAAAAUGCCGGAUCUGGAAUAAGGAGUAUUAUCAUCACCUGGAUUUUGAGAACGACUAUUUCUCUGCAAGAUUUCAUAAUUGAAAAUUCCUGAGUUGAUAGCUGUAAAGGCAGAUGCUGUAUUUGCCUCUUUAACCCAUUUUUCAACUUGUUUUUUUUUUUAAAAGGCUUCACUAAGGGUUGAUAAUGUACCAUUGUAUGGGGCAACUUUAAGUCAGCUAAGGCAAUAUAUCCUUGUGCAUGAACAUUUCCCAGAUUUCAUGAAGCUGUUGAGGUCCUAGGCAAUUGACCACAGCAGUUGUGAUUUU
Messenger RNA from Perognathus longimembris pacificus (Pacific pocket mouse), 1245 nucleotides. RefSeq lists its product as uncharacterized. Lineage: Eukaryota; Metazoa; Chordata; Mammalia; Rodentia; Heteromyidae. Gene Ontology annotation, biological process: protein folding; prostaglandin biosynthetic process; telomere maintenance via telomerase. Gene Ontology annotation, molecular function: prostaglandin-E synthase activity; Hsp90 protein binding; protein-folding chaperone binding. Gene Ontology annotation, cellular component: cytosol; nucleus. The record is from RefSeq and is a predicted model, not a curated record.